CACCCACUAAUCAGCGGCGGGGACCACCCGAGGACCAGCCGGCAACUUCUCCUGCCUUCCGACUCCCGAAAUCGCUCGUCCAGCCCAACAGGAACCGCGCGCCGGCUUGUGUUUGUAGGCCAACUGUGGCCCACGCGCCAUUCACAUACGUCGAUGACAAACACUUAGGUCGUAUUUGUUGCAUUCAUUUCGAAGCUCAUUGGCCGAACUUGAGCGCUAAGCAAACAAAGCGUGCGAUUGGUCGGCGAAUGUAGGCCCUCCGCUCCCCUUACUUGGGUGUCCGCCCUUUGACUCCUCCCCACUGAGAUCAAAUCCUCGGAGACUCCCCCGGUCCGCCGCCGUCACUCCCCGGGAGACGCGGGCGUGUUUGGAAGCAUGCUGGCCUGCAGACGACUGGCUGCGCUGGGACUCCUGCUGGUGCUCUGCCAAGGCCGUGGGGAAGACGGCGGCGCCGACUCGUGCGACAACUUCACCGACUUGAACCUGUCUCACUGCUUCCUGGGCACCAACCUGUACGUGCGCCUGCUGCUCUACACUCGCGCCAACCCGGCGUGCGGGCGCGAGCUGCACCACCGGCGCUUCCCCUCCGAGCCGCUCUUCGACCUCUCCCGGCCCACCGCCUUCGUCGUCCACGGCUACAGGCCCACCGGAGCCCCGCCCGUGUGGAUCGACCGCCUGGUGCGUCUGCUGGCCGAGGGGCGGGACCUCAACGUCGUGGUGGUGGACUGGAACCGCGGUGCCGCCAACCUCAACUACCUCGCCGCCGUGGCCUACACCAGGGAGGCGGCCCACAACCUGACAGGCUUCAUCAGGGCCAUGCAGGAGGAAGGCGCCUCGCUGGGCUCCAUGCACCUCAUCGGCGUCAGUCUGGGGGCGCACCUCGCCGGCUUUGUGGGCGCCAACCUGAAGGGAAAGGUCGGACGCAUCACAGGUUUGGACCCGGCCGGACCUCUCUUCACCGGCGCCACGCCGGACGAGAGGCUGGACCCGUCGGAUGCCAUGUUUGUGGACGUGCUCCACACCGACAUGGACUCGUUUGGCCUGCGGGGGGCUCACGGUCACAUCGACUUCUAUGCCAACGGGGGGGCCGACCAGCCCGGCUGCCCCAAAACCAUCUUUGCCGGGAAGUCUUACUUCGUGUGCGACCACCAGCGUUCCAUGUUGCUGUACCUGUGCGCACUCAACCGCACUUGCACCCUGAGGGCGUACCCGUGCGCGUCCUACGCCGACUUCCUGGAUGGACGCUGCCUGCAGUGCGAGGCCUUCAAACCCGCUUCCUGCCCGCAGCUCGGCUAUGACGUCAUCCAGUGGCGGGAAAGUCUCUUGCGUCUGGGACAGACCAAAGUGUUCUUCAGCACCACGGCCUCGCAGCCCUACAGGAAGCUGAACUACAGGGUGGACAUGGUGACAUGGAACCAGUACCUCCGCUGGGGGGUGGUCUACAUCCGCCUGCACAGCGGCAGGAACGUCACCGAGGCCCGCGUAGACCACAAGCUUCUGCGCUUCGAGCAGUUCACAUCAACGCGUCUUCUGGCGCAGUUCGAAGAGGACCUGCCGCACGUGCACAAGAUCUCCCUGCGGAUCAACACGGGCAAUGUGAUCGGCCCUCGCUACAAGAUCAGACUGUUGCAAAUACGACUGACGCCGCUCGAGCGCCCGGAAAGGCCGCUGAUGUGCCGCUUUGACAUCAUCAUGGAGGAGAACACAGAGGUGGCGUUCCGGCCCUUGUCGUGCGAUUCUCGUCGCUAAUCUAACGAGCACAGCGGCCAUCUUGAGGAGGACUGCAACCCAGAUGGACAAUGACUUCAUGGAUAACAGGAAGUACGUUUGUCAUGUGGACAAAACGAACUUUGAAGACUGUUUACCUCAUGGGCGUUCACCAAGUUUUAAACACAUUCACUGCCAUUGACGGUUUUAGAAGUCAAAUAUCCAUGUUAACUGGGAGAGCUAGCAGUGAAUGAGUUAGGGUGCCUUUGGGGAUUCAGUUGUCCAGGUAACCUGCAGAAGUUGAGGUAACGCGACUAUCUGAAUAACUGCAACAGUUCCAACUUUAAACUGUGCAGCUAUUUUCAAAAUAAAACCAAACAAUUAUGAUAAAAUUUCUACCUUUUUUGUCCAAUUCAAACCAUUUCAACUUUGAGCUGCUCAACUCACUCACGUUCCGAAAAAUAAAAAAUUAAAAGCCGAAAAUUAAGAUUUAGUUUGCGUAUUUCCCUUGGGUACUCAUUUGUAAUCGGAUAAUUAUACAAGGCCAACUUGCCAUCAAGCCUUCACUAAUUCAACUUUCAUGCUUACCAGAGUAAGCAGGCCCUUUCAAAAUUUCCACGGGAAUGUUCUACUUUCCUCUCGGCCAAUGAGUCUCCAUUGAACUCAAUUACUUGUACUCAGACCCUUCUUGUUGUCCCUCAGUGCCUUCAGUCACUUUUUCUUUUACUGUGCUAUUUCUGCUUGAUAUUGACGUUCACAAACAGCACACAAAAGCUGAGGUUAUUUUUUUAUUUUAUUUUUUAUUUUGAUGUUUCAAUGUAACAUUUCACAACACAUCUAAAUAAAGUCGAGCUACUCACAAAUUAAUUAUUGUUCCAUGUGGUCUAGGUACGUAAUAAACAAGAGCCAUAUUGCAAGGCAUUUGAGCACUUAUUCGAUACUCUGAUACCCAGGGUUAAAGUCCAUCAUAUACUAGUACGCUCUUAGUCAUCACUAGGAAGACAAUUCAGCGCACAAGCAGAAAAUCGAAUAAAUGUUAAAAUAGGUUGCCUUAAGAACAAGUAGAAACUAAAACAAAAUGGCAUGGACAACAACGGAGUGACACAUGAACUCACUAUAAAAGACAGAAAUUAAGUGACUGCAGGGGAAACGGUGGAGCAGACAAAACAGUUUGUCUUCAGUGGGCGACGUCACCAGCUGGGACCUGCGGACGCACACAGCGGGAGGGAAGAAGAAAUUAAGGCUAAGUCGAGAGGUGGCGUCUCUAAUGCGGAUCACGACGACAGCGGCGGAGGAUUUUAAGCCGCGCGGGCGUGGCCGAGCCGGCGGAGGAAACGGGAUUGGACGAACUCUAUGACCUCUGGGUCGUAGGUCAAUGCGACUAGUGCGGUGGUUGUUACACAACCCAGCACAGAAAAAGAAACCUUAAAAAAAGACUCGUUGAGCUGCAGGUUUGAGCAAGUUGCUCAAAGGGGAUGUUGUAUUAUGCAAUUUUUUUCACAACUUAAAAAGGGUUUGACAGCAACGGUUAGCACGUCUGCCUCUCAGUUUAAGAGUCAAGGUUCGAAUCGGGGCUUCGGCCUUCCUGUGUGGAGUUUGGACGGUCUCCUCGUGUUUGUGUGGGUUUUUAUUGGCCCAAUCCAAGAUCAUGCUAGCUUCAAUGAAGACAUACAAAUUAAAUUGUCCCUGGGGGCAGGGCGGAGUUUGUGGGGGACAAUUUUUGUUUGUUUGGUUUUUUUGCCCUGACAUUGGGUGCUGAAAAUAUAUAUAUAUUUUUAUGUUUUUUUAUUUGUAUUUUAUUUACUUGUUUGUUUUUAGUUUGUUUCCCAGUUGAUUGUAUCAUUUUUAUUUGUUGUUAUUAUUAUUUUUAUAUUUCCCGCAUCCUUAGUGAGGAUAAGCGGUAAAGAAAAUGGAUGGAUUUUUAUAUUUUUUAUUUCAUUCACUAAAAUAAACUAGAUUGAUUUAUUGUUUGUUUGAUUUUAGGUUGUUUUUUCUAGUUAUAUUUUUUAAUUAUUUUUUUUAAUUUGCAUUUAUGUAAUUUUUUUUUCAUUUCAUUAACUUAU
Messenger RNA from Phycodurus eques (leafy seadragon), 3770 nucleotides. RefSeq names its product lipase, member Ib (gene lipib). Gene Ontology annotation, biological process: lipid metabolic process. NCBI's taxonomy places the organism in Eukaryota, Metazoa, Chordata, Actinopteri, Syngnathiformes, Syngnathidae. The record is from RefSeq and is a predicted model, not a curated record. Gene Ontology annotation, molecular function: carboxylic ester hydrolase activity; lipase activity. Bases 376 to 1749 code for a protein of 457 amino acids. The transcript is spliced from 10 exons.